Molecule: messenger RNA, 2496 nt
Organism: Bipolaris oryzae ATCC 44560
Lineage: Eukaryota; Fungi; Ascomycota; Dothideomycetes; Pleosporales; Pleosporaceae
Exons: 4
Coding region: 1-2496 (831 amino acids)
Biological process (GO): galactose metabolic process
Molecular function (GO): nucleic acid binding
Source: RefSeq, a predicted model, not a curated record
AUGGCGUCUGCGACUCCAGCUCCUACCGAGCAGGCUCCUCCUAGGCCGCUCUCCUUCGCCAAGGUUGCGGCUUCCGCAAUAAAGCCACAGAUGUCGAAAGAUUCUGCCCCCAAAGCGAGACCACCUGUUGCGACGCCUCGAGUACCUGCCAUUGCUCAGAAGACGCGCGCUAUUCCUGCAAACGGGGAUGCCGCAAAGGCGGCCAUGGAGAAGCAAGAAAAUAAUGCAAACAAAAGUGCUGAAAACGUCACUUCGCAGCGUGCGCCACCAAUUGAAAGAGCAGAAUCUUCGCCGGCACCACCUCCAGAUGCCAAAGCAGAAGCUGCCGAAAGACCUCAGUCUGCCGUGAUUGCCAAGGUAUCUGCUACAGAAGACAGUAACACCCAACUCUCUUCUUCAGACGGAUCAGGAAAACCCCCAAGUAUCGAUGGAAAGAGCGUGGCUUCUGCGACAACGUUUGCAUUGGAUGAAAAAGAGUCGUUGCGACCGGAUGACAGUGCUAGUCUACGGGCGGUCGAGGAGGAAGAUAUCAUAUCGCCUCCAGAUUCAGUCAUUGCAGACUCCCGACAGGGAUCCGAUCAUGGUGCUGCGCGCGCCUUCAGGGAUCAGCUUCAAGAAAUAGCUGUGAUGAACCCCCAACCUCAUCGAGGAGUUCCUCCAGGAAGAUUUCCAACUAUGCCCAUUGGACCCCAGACUUUGUACGAUCCAAAUCAAUCGUUGAACGGCGCGGGGCCCGUGCCUCAGCCUCUGGUGAAUGGCAUAUCUGCACACAAUGGUGCGCCCAACAUGCCUGCCAUACCGGACGAGAAGUUACUCGAGGCCCUACGCUCUCCACGCGAUCGUUUGUUUGUCGUUAAGAUUGAACAGGACUUUAUCGAUUUCAUCAAGGACUCUCGUGAAAACGAGUUGUGUCUGCCUAAUUGUAACACCUUUUACAGGAUGCUGGCCCAUCGUCUUGCGGAUUAUUAUCUUCUUGGCCAUGUAGUUGAUACCACCAUGACAGGUGUGAAAAUUACACGCACGCCAUAUUGUAGAAUCCCGCCGCCUGUGUCGCAAAUGGUUGAUCCUGCAAAGGGAACCAACACCCCUCCUGUGGAGCUUCCUGCUCGCAAGAUCAUGCGACGCGAUGACGGUAAAUCUGGAACAAACACUGGAGCUAACUCGCAGAACGCGUCCAAAACGACGUCUGAGAUGGGUGGUAGUGAGGGCAGCAACGAUGGCGAAGCCAACAAGGACAAGACUGCGCUUUCUCGAGAAGAGCGUGAGGCGCGGUAUCGCGAAGCUCGCCAACGCAUCUUUGGAAGUGCUGAAAGCGAAGAAACUGAUGCUACCGAAGCCAACGGAUCAGGAGAAGACAAGGAAAAGGGAAAGGAUAUGUCGAGGUCAAGCUCUGUUGCAGGAAAGAAGAAGCCCAAGAAGCAGCGCAACUAUGACGACGAUGACUUUCAGGCUCGAUCCCGAUUCAACGUGUAUUAUCCACAGCAGUAUCCCGUUGCUGCGUACGCCGGAGACAAUGCUGUCUAUUACAACGGCUUCCCAGGGCCUACGCAGAAUGCUCCCUUUGCGGCUAUGAACCCUGGGGCCUCGCCUUCAACCACGUACAGUAACCCAUACCCUGGCAUGAUGAACCCGGAAGCACAGCAACAAUAUGGAUGGAACGGACAGCAGUAUCAGCCCUCGAAUGGAUCGAUGAUGAUGUACCCAGGUUACGGGCAAGGACAGAAUGGAUACGACUUGUCGGCAGACUUUCAGAGGGGCAUGUCUUCGUUUCAGAACGCCGGUAUACCAUCCCAAGUGACGCCAAAGAUGGCUAACCCACAGAUGGCGUCCUACCAAGACAAUUAUCAACAGCCUCAACAUAUGCCUAUGAACCCGGGAUGGCCGCAAAAUAAUCAGCAGCCGUCAUAUCCGAUGGCGCAGAACAACUACAGUGCUCCGAAUGGACCAGGCAAUCGUCCCAUGUCUGCGCCUCAUCAGGCUUCCAUGCAAGGCUACCCAUAUGGCCAGUUUCCUCCUAAUGCAUACAAUGGCAAGCCAAAUCGUAAUCAGCAUCCUAUUCCAGGAAGCUACAACCGUGGGCAGUUCAAUCCACAGACUCAAGCCUUUGUUCCUGGAGGACGCAAUAUGCCUUUUGGAAUGCAGCCAAACAUGAUGCAGCCACAGCCACAGAUGAAUGGCUAUGGUGGAUAUCAAAUGUCUGCUCAGACUUCUAUGCCUGCCCAAAUGCCCAGGCACAGUCCAUCUGCUACUUCCACGCCAUCAUUUGGAUCACCUCAAAGCAUGCAGGGCAAUGCCUCUGCUCCGACCAUGAAUCGAAUUGCAUCGCAAUCUGGCGAUCCAGGCUCACAAAGCAGCAUCGCCAAGUACGGCACGCCCGCACACUUACCUCCGAAGCCCCCUGCGCCCGCACCAGCACCACCAUUUGCCCUACCUUCUAUGACGCGAGUGCCGUCUUCUGGAAUGCCUAACAACGCUCCCAAUAUGCCCGCUCGGUGA